Molecule: messenger RNA, 780 nt
Organism: Mytilus californianus (California mussel)
Lineage: Eukaryota; Metazoa; Mollusca; Bivalvia; Mytilida; Mytilidae
Product: short-chain collagen C4-like
Exons: 5
Coding region: 48-764 (238 amino acids)
Source: RefSeq, a predicted model, not a curated record
GAAGAUACUGCAUUAACGCAUAGACGAAUUCCUGGAAGUCAUAAAGAAUGACCACAUACAGUUUUGCCACUGUCAUUGUUGCCUUUGUAAUCAGUGCUUAUGGGCAUGAUUGCACAAAAUACAGCCUGACACCAUCAGAUCAGUCUCUUAUUGAUAUGAUGAAGCAUUACUUGCAUACCUCCCGGAAAGCGGACUGUCCUGUAACACCUUCGCAACAGGAUAUUGGUGUGACAUAUGUCAGAUGGGGGAAGAAAACUUGUCCUGCAAAUUCGGACAUUGUGUAUACAGGACAGGCUGGAGGUAAUUAUUAUACUAACAAAGGAGGAGGUUCAAACUACCUCUGUUUACCCAGUGAUCCAGAAAAUGGUAAAUCAUACUCCUAUGAUAAUGAUGGACUAUAUGGUGCCGAGUACGAGAUAAAUUCCAGCUCUAAACCAUCCGGUUUACCUACUAGUUUGUAUGAUAAAGAGGUCCCAUGUUCCGUGUGCAGGCAAAAAGGGAAAGUUUCUGUUUUAAUGAUAGCAGGAAGGAAGUCUUGUUACAAAGGAUGGCAAUCCGAGUACAAUGGGUUUUUAAUGAGUGAAUCUAAAAAUCAUAACAAUAAAGACUUUAUCUGUAUGGACGGCGACGCGAAACCAUUGGACAAUCGAUCAUCCAACGAAAAUGGUGCUUUGAUUUAUCCUAUCAGAGCAAAAUGUGGAAGUUUGAGAUGUCCCCCAUACAAAGAUAAUACUGAAGUGCUUUGUACCGUUUGUACAAAAUAAAAAAAUAUAUAUAUAA